AUGAUUUCUUUCAUAUUUACGUUAUCGCUUUCUGUUUCGGAAGAAAUAAAUAAGACAUCCAAUAUUAGUAAAGCGCAUACAAUUAAAGAAAAUAUUAGUCAGAUUACCAAAUCAUCAAUUGUUAAUAAUUCAAGUAUAAAUUUAACAAAGAGUCAGCGUAUAGCCAAUAAAACUAGAAAGUAUAACGAAUCAGUAGCUGAUAAAGCAACUCCACAGCAAAAAACUAUAAAUCAUUCCAUAAAUUCAACCAAAUCAAAUAUUUCUAACAAAAAUCAUGCAACUUCAUUAAACAUUUCCAGCAAAAAUUCUACAAUUCCACACGAAAUUAAAAAUACAACAAAAUAUACCAAUGAAACAAAAAUAAACAAAAAUUCAACUCUGAAAAACCAAACAAAGAUAGAAGAAGUAAUACCUAAGCAUGAGAAAUUACCAGAAAAAGCAAAGGAAACACAGAAAAAGCCAUCCAAGGAAGUAGAAAAAGAAGAUGAAACCAAAGAUACACAAGAUGAUCAUCAUACAUCUGAUCCGGGCAUGGAAGAUGAAGAUAGUCAAGAUGAUGAGGAAGAUACAAGAAGACCAGUCCCCGGACAAGAAGAACAAUUUGAAUAUGGUUUUCCAACGUUCAAAUUACCAGAAUUUUGGAGGGAUAGUAUUACAAAGAAGACAUAUCAUUUCCCGCAAACACAAGAAGAAUUCGAUGCCCUCCCACCUAAAUUCCAAAAAGCAAUUUCAAAAAUUUUGGAACAGAAGAAGAGCCAAUACCUCAACAUGAUUAUGUCAAAUCCAAGAUACAAAGCCGCAUAUGAAGAAUAUUUGCUUAGAAGUCAACAAAAUCAAGAUCCACCACAAAAUUACGAAAAUCAACAGACAAACGAUAAUUACGAAACCGUAAGAGAUUACUAUGACACAGAAAAAUACCAAAGGCAAUACAGAUCCCAACAAAAGUACCGUGAUGAAGAUGUAGAAGAAAAUGAAGAUUAUCAGCCUAAACCUCAACGCCAGGACAUUAAUCCUAGAUCCAGAUUACCACCUAAUACCGAAUUCGAUGGAGAAGGCAGACUUACUUGCGUACAAGGAUUUUUCGGAUUUGAACCGAUCGAUUAUCAUGGUUGCUGGACAUGCCAUCCAUCAUGUCACUACAGAGCUGAUUGUAUCAACCCUGGAUACUGCAAAUGCGCUGACGGAUACACUGGAGAUGGCGUAAAAUACUGUAAUGCGCCAACACCGUUUAUUCUUAAGGCCAAGAGUGUGAAAGGAGUAUUAUCAGCUCAGUACAUUGGUGUUAACAAGGAUUUCAUUGUUAGAGAAGCUUAUUGCAGAUUUAAUGAGAAAAUUAUUACAAAUGCAACAAGUUAUGGUAACAAUACUAUAUUCUGCAAAGUUCCUGCUGGUCAGAGAUUUGACCGUAUCCGGAUUUCUCUCGAUGGAUCCUCUUGGAGCGAAGAAGCUCACAUUUUUAAUAUGUUUUCAAACAAACAGUUCAUUCAGAUAUUCAUAAUCACGUUUUGUGUAGUUGGAGCAGCUGUUGCAUGCAUAGUAAGCAAAUGUACAAGAGGAAAUAGGAAGUAUUACGAUGAAGAACCAUUGAUGGCUAAUAAGAACUCAAUUCAAAAUACUUAUUUAGAGAAUGGUGCAAAUAAUCUUGAUGAAGCUCUUUAA
Trichomonas vaginalis G3 is the source of this 1659-nucleotide messenger RNA. Its product is annotated as growth factor receptor domain family. NCBI's taxonomy places the organism in Eukaryota, Parabasalia, Trichomonadida, Trichomonadidae. The transcript has a single exon. Bases 1 to 1659 code for a protein of 552 amino acids. The record is from RefSeq and is a predicted model, not a curated record.